UGUCCUCGGGAAUGUCCAAUGGAGAUCUUCACGAGGAGGUCUGAUGUGACAAUCGUGGCCGAGGUCGGAAACUUGGUUGGAAGUCCGGCAGCCUUGCAAUGCCAGCCUGGCUACGUAUUUAGCGGAUAUAAUUCCAGGUGCUCUAAAGUCACCAAUAUAACUUGCGGCUUUGAUAGAUGGUUGGGACCGUAUUGGACCUCUUUGGAACAUGGAUUGGCGUUGCCAAACUGUAUCAAAUUAGGUAGUAACUUUUUCAGGAUGAACCACGUUCUCACCACUUAUGAACGAGGAUCAUUGUUUUAGUUAACAAAUGCUGCACAAUCCAGGAUUGCUUGGAAGAUCAUGAUUGCGUCAACUCGACCUGUGUUCCAAGACAAUGCACCAAUGAUUUAACCCGAUUUCAAGGAGCUUUGCUCAAUCCUCGUGAUGUUGGAAUUGGGACCACAAACCUCUUCCGAUGCAUUGAGGGCCCCCAAAAGACGACAAAGGUUUUUUGCAGUCUUGAUGGGUCUCCAAAUUGGAAAUUGUUGGACGGGACACCGCUGAAGCCUUGCUUUCCCGAGUGUUCCAACAACCAACCUUGUCCUGAAGAUCACUUGUGUGACCCCGAAACCCAGCGUUGUAUGAAGUCAAAAGGAUGCCCACCAAACAUUCCACAUGGAAUAAUUGUGCCUCUUCGAGACGGUCCCAAGAUAAUUUCGUGCAAACCUGGCUUCAAAUUGGUCCCAGAUGUUGAAGAGUUGGCUCUUUGCUCAAGCGAUGAAGUUUGGACCACUCCUAAAGGUCAAGCUUUGUCUUGUGAACCUGGUUGCUCCUUCAAAUAUUCCUGUUCGGAGGGCCAGAUAUGUAUCAAUGGAAAGUGCUCCCAAAAGGUGCUUUGCCCUUUAGGCAUUCCAUUUUCCAAUGGACACUUGAUUCCUGAGCGCAAAGGUCAAUUGGGCGAUGUAGCCAUCUUUGAGUGCGACCUUGGUUAUAAGCAACUUGGAACGGAAACUUUAGAGCUGGAAUGCUCCAAACAAGGAUGGAUACCCAAAGGAUCGGUCGCCUUGAUCCCUCAGUGCCAAAAGGAGUCGGAUUCGUGCCCAAGCUUUGAUUCCGUCGUACAAGCUCACUUCGAUCCAAUCGUUCGGGAAUUCAAUCUUUUUGAGUUCAAUUGUUUGAAAGGAAAGAUGCAAUCCGAUGGGUUGGUCAAAGGCGUUGCCAACUGUAAAGAUGGCAAAUGGUUUGAUCCCAAUGGAAUACCAAUUACACCGUGUAACAAGGAACUGAUUUGCAAGAGACCAUCCGAUUGUUCAACGUUAGAGAAAUGUAUUGAGGGCGAAUGUGUGGUUCCUAGUUGCAAUCCAGGACUAGAUUUCCCCAACAGCGACCUAGUGGUUGGAGAAACAACCGAGGUUGGAUCCUCAGGGAUGCUCGUGUGCAAAGAUGACUUUGUCCUUGAUUUCUCGGAUGAUCCAAUCUUGUUUCAAGCGAUCUAUUGCGGCUUUGACCAAAACACGGGCGACGUUAACUGGCUCUCACAAUCUACCUCCGAUAAGGUUAAAGACUGCGUGAAAGGUUUGGUCCCUUUUGAUGUAAUUUGA
Tigriopus californicus is the source of this 1583-nucleotide messenger RNA. RefSeq lists its product as uncharacterized. The transcript is spliced from 3 exons. NCBI's taxonomy places the organism in Eukaryota, Metazoa, Arthropoda, Copepoda, Harpacticoida, Harpacticidae. The record is from RefSeq and is a predicted model, not a curated record. The coding region runs from base 624 to 1583 and encodes 319 amino acids.